GCUAUGAACACCGCAUCUCACUGCACGGUCGACAUACUCUCCUUUUUAUUUUAAGUCGACUCCCUCACUGUCUCUUUCAACGGCGUAUAAAAGGGAAAUCAUAUACUGCUGUUGAAAACAUUCACUCGAAUCUUGGAGCUUUUUCACUAAAAUAUAGGAGAAGAUGAAUAAUCUGUUUCGAAGGGCGUCAUCACAGAUUUGUUCAUACACAAAAAAUGUUGGAGGUUCUAGAAGUGUCCUGGUGAGGUGGACUAGUACAGAAGCUGUACAAACUGCUGAUUCUGCAGUUGAUCAUAAAGGGUAUAAGGGACAUGACAUGUUGGCUCCUUUUACUGCUGGAUGGCAGACUGAUGAUUUGCAUCCCUUGGUAAUACACAAGUCUGAGGGUUCAUAUGUGUAUGACAUUAAUGGGAAAAAGUAUCUUGAUUCUCUUGCUGGUUUAUGGUGCACAGCUUUAGGGGGGAGUGAAUCAAGGCUUGUUGAUGCUGCAACUAAACAGCUAAAUACGUUACCUUUCUACCACUCCUUUUGGAAUCGUACCACAAAACCCUCUCUGGAUCUUGCAAAAGAGCUUCUUGAAAUGUUUACAGCAAGUAAAAUGAAGAAAGUCUUUUUCACAAACAGUGGCUCUGAAGCUAAUGACACUCAGGUGAAACUUGUAUGGUAUUAUAACAAUGCACUUGGAAGGCCAAACAAGAAGAAAUUCAUUGCUAGAUCUAAAUCAUACCAUGGGUCAACUCUCAUAUCCGCUAGUCUUUCUGGUCUUCCAGCAUUGCAUCAGAAAUUUGAUCUGCCUACUCCAUUUGUUUUGCAUACUGAUUGUCCCCAUUAUUGGAGAUACCAUCUUCCAGGUGAAACAGAGGAUCAGUUUUCCACAAGAUUAGCAACCAAUUUGGAAAAUCUAAUUCUCAAAGAGGGACCAGAAACGAUUGCUGCAUUUAUUGCAGAACCAGUUAUGGGAGCAGGAGGUGUGAUACCUCCACCUGAAGGUUAUUUUGAGAAGGUCCAGGCUGUUGUUAAAAAAUAUGAUAUUUUAUUCAUAGCUGAUGAGGUAAUCUGUGCAUUUGGAAGAAUUGGAACUAUGUUUGGAUGUGAUAAGUACAAGAUUAAACCUGAUCUUGUCUCCAUAGCAAAGGCUCUUUCCUCUGCAUAUAUGCCUAUUGGAGCUGUUCUUGUUAGCACAGAAGUUGCAGAUGUCAUAUCUUCUCAAAGCAAUAAACUCGGUGUACUUUCUCAUGGAUUCACCUAUUCCGGACAUCCUGUAGCUUGUGCUGUUGCGUUAGAAGCCCUCAAAAUUUACCAGGAGAGAAACAUUGUUGAUACAGUAAAUAAGGUGGCACCAAAGUUUCAAGAGGGUUUAAAAUCCUUUUCCUCAAGUCCUAUAAUUGGAGAGAUAAGGGGAACGGGAUUAAUUUUGGCUACAGAAUUUGCGGAUAAUAAAUCACGCGACACUCCCUUUCCUCCUGAAUGGGGGGUAGGUGCGUACUUUGGAGCAGAAUGUCAGAAACAUGGGAUGUUAGUACGUAUUUCGGGUGACAUCAUCAUGAUGUCACCACCAUUUAUAAUUACAUCCGGUGAAGUUGACGAGUUGAUAAGCAUAUAUGGGAAAGCAUUAAAGGCAACUGAAAUGAAGGUAGAAGAACUGAAAAAAUCUCAGCAAUAAGUUAAGUAUUACUUGACAAUUAUGAAAAGGGUAAUAUUUUGGUAUAGGGAAAAAAUUAAGCAAAAUAUUUCUAGACGUUGUUAUAAUAAUAUAUACUGUUGGUGGUGUAUAUGUGCAUGUAACUAGGAAACGACAUUUAUUAGAAAAAAAAAAUUAUUUGAUAAGUAAAACAUUUUUAUGGCUCUUUAUUUGUUUGAUUAUCGUAUGUCAAGUUAGACUAGGUUGAUGAAUCAGUCUAGAAAAGUUAAUAGUGUUGUUUUCAUGGAUUUGGGUGUGUUAUGUUAAUAGAUAAAGUUGAUUCUCACU
This is a messenger RNA of Lactuca sativa (garden lettuce), 1969 nucleotides long. RefSeq names its product gamma aminobutyrate transaminase 1, mitochondrial. Gene Ontology annotation, molecular function: S-adenosyl-L-methionine:8-amino-7-oxononanoate transaminase activity; pyridoxal phosphate binding. Lineage: Eukaryota; Viridiplantae; Streptophyta; Magnoliopsida; Asterales; Asteraceae. Gene Ontology annotation, biological process: biotin biosynthetic process. The record is from RefSeq and is a predicted model, not a curated record.